Molecule: messenger RNA, 1789 nt
Organism: Cydia pomonella (codling moth)
Lineage: Eukaryota; Metazoa; Arthropoda; Insecta; Lepidoptera; Tortricidae
Gene: dpp
Product: protein decapentaplegic
Exons: 2
Coding region: 509-1633 (374 amino acids)
Biological process (GO): BMP signaling pathway; SMAD protein signal transduction
Cellular component (GO): extracellular region
Molecular function (GO): cytokine activity; growth factor activity
Source: RefSeq, a predicted model, not a curated record
AUUCAUUUAAUCAACGAUAAGAACUUUUAUACGUUGCUUUUUUAUAUGUAAUUUAAAAAUUAGAGGAGUAAUAUGACUUACUCUCGAACUGAUGUAUCACCAUUUGAAUAUAAUAUAGUGUUGGUAUAUAUGCAAGUGUCAUUACAUAAGUAUAUAUUGAGUAGUCAGGCUGCCGGGCGAUUAGUUUUGGGGAUGCCGUGAACUAGGACGGACUCAACCACAGACACUCUGUCUUUUCUAGUCACUUUCUAGUUAUUAAUAUAUUGUUCAUUGAUAACAUUGUUUUUAAAUGUUUAAUAUUUCGUUCUUAAUUUAAAAUAUUUAUUUUAAAUGCUUAGAUUCAAGUGGUGCCUUCGCAUUGACAGUGAAGAAAAUUUGAACAGUGCCAAUUACUGGUUGCCGCCAAACACUCUACCGGAUUGAAUGUUUAGUGAAGUUUUAUAAACUGCAUACUGGAUUUCAGUGUUUUUGACGAAUACUUUUGUAUUAAGGUGGGUCGAGGAGAAUUAUGCGUGGGGCGUGCGCAUGCGCUGUGGUGUGCGCACUGGUCGCGCUGUGCGCAGCCGAGUCGGGCUCACCGCGUGCAGCGCUGGACGAGGCCACGCGCGCCGCCGCCGAGCGACAGCUGCUGGCGCUGCUGGGGCUGCCGCGCAAACCCUCGCCGCCGGCGCCCGCGCCGCCAGUACCCAAAGCGUUACGUGUGCUCUACGACGAGCGCGGCGCGCUGCCCGCGACCGCUGCCAAUACCGCCCGUUCCUUCCACCAUACGACUACGCGGCUCGACGAUCGGUUCCCGCACGAACAUCGCUUUCGCCUGUACUUCAACGUGACUGGUGUGCCCGCCGACGAAGUGGCGCGCGGUGCCGAUCUAACGUUUCAUCGCGCCGACGGUGCGACUACCGCUCAACGGUUACUACUGUACGACGUAGUCCGGCCUGGACGACGCGGCCGCUCGGAACCCAUCUUGCGGCUUUUAGACUCUGUGCCGCUGAGGCCCGGCGCCGAAGCCGUGCGGGUGGAUGCCGUCGGCGCAGCGCGCCGUUGGCUCGCCGAGCCAUCAGAGAAUCAUGGACUGUUAGUACGUGUUAUCGAGCAGAAUGAGAACGGCACGGACGCGCGAUUGCCGCACGUGCGAGUACGGCGACGAGUCAAUGAAAGUGUCGAGCAAUGGCACGGGUUGCAGCCGCUGUUGCUAUUGUAUACUGAAGAUGAGCGUGCCCGGGCGGCUCGCGAGCGUGGUGAGACGAUACUCACACGCAGCAAGCGCGGCGCUGCGAGACGCGGCCACAGAGCGCAUCACCGCCGCAAAGAGGCGCGCGAAAUUUGCCAGCGACGGCCGCUGUUUGUGGACUUCGCCGACGUCGGUUGGAGUAAUUGGAUCGUCGCGCCGCACGGUUACGACGCGUACUAUUGCCAGGGCGAUUGCCCAUUCCCGCUAGCGGACCACUUGAACGGCACGAACCACGCGAUCGUGCAGACUCUAGUGAACUCAGUGAACCCGGCCGCCGUGCCGAAGGCGUGCUGCGUGCCGACGCAGCUCUCGUCCAUCUCUAUGCUAUAUUUGGACGAACAGAAUAAUGUGGUGCUCAAAAAUUAUCAGGACAUGAUGGUGAUGGGUUGCGGUUGCCGAUGACGAAGGCGCCGGCCCUGUGCGGACCUAGUGAUACUCGUGGACCCAGUGUACAUAUAGUAGUAGCGGCCUCGAUUUGUACAUAUCUAUCUGUGUAUAUAUACGUGUAAUUAUUAUUUUAUUGAAGUGAAGAUGUAAUAAAACAUUAAUUUUAUACAA